This is a messenger RNA of Trichoplax adhaerens, 4143 nucleotides long. RefSeq lists its product as uncharacterized. The transcript is spliced from 41 exons. Bases 1 to 4143 code for a protein of 1380 amino acids. NCBI's taxonomy places the organism in Eukaryota, Metazoa, Placozoa, Uniplacotomia, Trichoplacea, Trichoplacidae. Gene Ontology annotation, molecular function: microtubule motor activity; ATP binding; microtubule binding. Gene Ontology annotation, biological process: microtubule-based movement; mitotic spindle organization. The record is from RefSeq and is a predicted model, not a curated record.
AUGUCGACAGAAGUCCCGGUUCGAGUAGCUGUCAGAGUCAGACCAUUACUGCCACAGGAAAAAUUGCAAGGUUACGAUGAAUGCAUUUGGUCUAUUCCAAAUCAGCCUCAAGUGGUCAUCGGAAAAAACAAAUCAUUUACAUUCGAUUAUGCCUUUUCACAAAGCACUACCCAGACUGAGCUCUUUGAAAACUGUGUUGAGCCAUUGCUACAAAACUGCUUUGAAGGCUAUAAUGUAACCAUUUUUGCAUAUGGACAAACUGGUUCUGGUAAAACUUAUACAAUUGGUGGAGCGAAUACAGCUGGCACAUCAGAAGAAGAAGCGGGGAUUAUUUCCAGGGCAAUUAAAAGAAUCUUCGAAGUAAUUCAGGCAAAUUCUAUCGAUAUCGAGAUGAAAGUCUCCUAUAUCGAAAUCUAUCGAGAAGAAAUGCAUGACCUUCUUGAUGUCGAUUCGGUGGGAAAGGAGAUGCAUAUUCGUGAUGACAGCCAUGGAAAUACAGUUGUCACUGGAGCAAGAGAAGAAAAUGUUGACUCAGCUGAAGAAGCUUUACAUUAUUUAGACGUCGGUUCCCUAGCCCGUCACACCGGUGCUACCGCUAUGAAUGAACAGUCUAGCCGAUCUCAUAGCAUUUUCACAGUUACUAUCGAACAACGAUGGAACGGAGUUAGGAAAUUAAAUUAUCGAUCUAAAAUCUUAUUAUCUCAUCAAAAUGAAAGUGAUGGAGAUAUUCAAGCAGAAGACAGAAACGAACCGCAUUUCAUGUGUUCGAAAUUUCAUUUCGUUGACUUAGCUGGUUCAGAGCGUUCCCAUAAAGCCGGUACUGCAGGUCUUCGAUUUAAAGAAUCUGUUCAUAUCAAUUCUGGAUUACUUGCUCUUGGUAAUGUAAUCAGUGCUUUAGGUGAUUCGAAGAAAAAGUAUGCCCAUGUUCCUUAUCGAGAUUCUAAACUAACACGAUUGCUGAAAGAUUCUCUGGGUGGUAAUUCUCGAACGUUAAUGCUAACUUGUCUCAGUCCGGCCUCAAGUAACUUCGCUGAAAGCUUAAACGCACUAAAUUACGCAAACAGGGCUCGCAAUAUUAAAAACAAACCAAUUGUCAACAUCGAUCCACGAUCCCUAAAAAUAGCUGAAAUGCAAUCCGAAAUACAGUCACUACGUGAUGAAUUAGAAAAGCGAAAACACCUUGAAGGAGAAACAGAAGAACUGACGGAAGAAGAUGGGAAGAAAAUACAAACUCUAGAAACACAACUGGAUAAGUACAGAAACGAUUGUAUCUUUUACUAUGAGUGCAUCAAAGAAGCUAAAAAUAUAUUUUCUGACUUGGAAGAAAAUGAACCAUCUUCCGAUAUGUUAUCCCAAACAAAAAUGAACAGCUGGUUAGACCUAAUUAAACGGGAGGAAAAGGUCAGAAUUAGUGGCUUUCUUCCAGUAAGAGAAAGUCAAAAUGAUAUCAUUCAACAACUACGUGAAGAGCUUAUCAAGUUACGUGCCGAUUUAGCAAGCGAUGAAGAAAUCUUUGCUGAAAAAAUUAAAGAAGUCGAUCAAGCCAACAAUCGCUUAGAAUCACUGCAAACGGAAAACAAACAAUAUAAAGAAGCGCUAGAGCAUUCUCACAGGCAGAAUGAGAAUUUAGAGCAACGUCUUUUAGAACUACAAUUGAAAUUAAUUGAUGAAAAUCCGGAAGAUUCUUCGGUAUUCACAAAUGUAGAAAUAAUGGAAAAUGACCAAGAUAAAAAUGUUCAAUAUCACCAUCUACCCAAGCAACUUCGAUCAAGCUCGAUGCCAUGCAAUGAUGAUAUUAAACCUUUACCCGCAAAGGGAAAAUUUCGCUCUGGUAGCUCAACGACAAGAAAUUUGCAUAGUAGUCCAGCAGUGUUGUCAGGCGAUAAAAUGUUACAAACAUUUCGAGCGCGUAGUCGGAUACUUGAAUCCAGAAUUGAGGAUGAAGACGAGGUUUUAAGACCUAAUCAUAUCGAUGAUGAAGAACUUGAAAAAAUUCAGCAAAAAGAUCGCUAUCUGUAUAGGAUUAUAGCUCAAAAAGAAUCAGAAAUGGUACCAAAAUCAAAAGCUAACGUGGAUAUUCCACCUUCUAAUUCCGCUCCACCAUUUAUUACAGAGAAAGAUAGAAGCAUAGAUGAUGAAUACAUCGUCGAAGAUUCGCUAGAAAAGACCCUUCGAAAAAGCGUUAAUCAAUUACAAUUCAAUACAGAUUCAGUAAAAAUUAAUCUUAAAGAAUCACAGGCUCGUUUAACGGAUUAUCAACAUCAAAUUCGGUCUCUCUCUACCAGUAUAAGAAUUAAAGAAGAUCUUAUCCACGAGCUAAAGGCUAGCCGUAACGAAAUGAAGAGCUUAAAUAAGACCACUGUCAAUCGUAUAAAUACAAUGAAAUCGGAUAAUCAGAAAUAUCAGAAUGAAUUAACAUCUGCCAAAGCUGCAAUAGAUGGUUACGAUCAACAAGAAGAGCAGGAUACCAAUGAGAAGAAGAAAUUAGAAAAAGAAUAUCAGACCACGAUGAAAAUCGCCGAAGAACGUCAAAGGGCUCUGGAAAAGCUACAAGCUGAAUAUGAACAUAUGAAUACAAUUCAUCACGAAACCUUAGAGAGAAUUGAUAAUUAUGCUGAAGAAACUAAGCGAAUGCAUGCCCAAAUAGACAUUUCUAAAGCUAAGUUAAAAGAAGAAGCAGAAAUAAAAGCUCGUCUAGAAGAAACUUUGCGACAACAACAGGACAAGUUGAAGGAAUUACAACAGCAAUAUGAGGAAGAACAAGCUAAACCGAAAUUAAAUACGAGUAUGGAAAGGGAAGAACUAAAUAAGAAAAAGGCUUGGCUAGAUAGUGAAGUAGAAAAGAUAAUCCAGAGAAGAAGAGAUAUGGAAGAUUAUGAAGAGGAAAUUCGCCGUAGGGAAGAAAUUGUAUCCAAUAAGGAAAGUUUAUUAUCGGAAAGAAGCAACCUAGAACUAAUAAAGCUACGAAGUAGUCAAGCUAUUUCGAAGGACAUUUUAAGAAUAUCUACUCAAAUUGACACCAUUGAUAAAGAUAUUGACGAUAAAAGUAGCCGAAUGAGUGUUCAAAAAAGCCAACAACUUCAAAACGACAUAUCCAAGCUUUACAACGAAAAGGAGAAACUAUUAAAGAAUCGAAAUGAAUUGGAUGAAAAUCUAAGAGUCAAUUGUAUUAAUUCACCAGAAGAGGAACAUAAACUGUUAGAAAUGGAUGAAGCCAUCGAAGCUCUCAAUGCUGCUAUCGAGUUUAAGAAUGAAGCUAUCAAGAAAAAGAAGAGACUACUUCUCAAUCAAGAAGAUGAAGAAUUAGGAAAAUCUGGUCAUUCCAUAAGAAAGAGAUUAGACCAUAUCUCUGAAAUUGAAUCCAAAGAAUUACUGCAAAAAUAUAUCGAUAAGCAACUUUAUCAAGGAGAUAGUAGCUUAACCAGGAAUCGAUCUUGUCAGGUUGUCGAUCUCAGAGAAGAUGAAAAAAGGAAAGAAAAGUGUAUUGACCAACUAAAACUACAAAUUGAUGAACAAGGUAAAUCGAUUGCACAAUUAGAGUUAUCCUUACAGUUGUCCAAGCAUGAAAAUGACAGAAAAUUAAUGUAUCAACAGAAAGAAUACGAAAAAAAAAUGCAGCAUCUCAUGAAACAACUAUCGAAAUAUCAAGAAGAAGAAUCUAAAUCUACUUCUGAACCGUCUGCUCCUUCGGAUACUGAAGUACUUACCCAACGAAUUAAAGAGCUUGAGAAAGAUUUAUUUUAUUACAAACGCUUAAGCCGAGAAAUGAAGAAGAAAGUUCGUGAUACACUUAAUGCACAGCAAGAUCAAAAGGCAGAAAAAACGAUAUCAGCAGAGCCUUCAUCAUCGACGUCAAGAGAGAAGCUGGGUGGAACUUAUAGCUUAAGCGGAGAUUUAUCUGAUUUACGAUCCAAGUCUGCAAAGCCUCCCCGAUCAGCAAGACCGGAAAGUAGCACAAGUACCGAAGAUGUAACAAGCCGGAGUGGGCCUAAACUAGCCCCAGUACGAAUUAAUCGUAAAGAUUUAAGGCAGAUAAGUGAUGAUGAAGCAAAUCAACGACGAAAAUCAUCGAGCACAAAAAAUGGUAACGAUUAUAACGCAUCUUUGCGUAAACUAAUUGAAUUCUCAAAGCAUUUACAAUAA